This is a messenger RNA of Pimephales promelas (fathead minnow), 3288 nucleotides long. The record is from RefSeq and is a predicted model, not a curated record. NCBI's taxonomy places the organism in Eukaryota, Metazoa, Chordata, Actinopteri, Cypriniformes, Leuciscidae.
AUUUUGUAAAUGGACAUGGAGGAUUCUGCCGGAGGAGCUCGUAAAGCCACGAAGAGUAAACUGUUUGAGUUUCUCGUCCAUGGAGUGUCUCCUCCUGUGCCCUGAACACCUCCAUUGCGACCUUGAGAGCUAGGGAUUGGCAGAGAGACCUGCACUGGUUCCCGCUGCGUCCACAUGUUCACGUCCCACUGCCUCUUCACUCAGAUGUUCUGAGAUUGGACCAGGCCUGGACACCCCUGGAGCUUGGCCUACUUUGAAAGCAAUGAUCGGGUCAUGAGGGUCACCACACCAUACGGGAUCAUCUCCAUCAGGGAUGUACUUACCCGCACUGUAGGCAGGACUGGAGCCGGGGACGUUGGAUCACAUUCUGGAUGUUUCCACAACUUUGGUGCACAUCCAGAGUCACAGGCACUCUGCAACUCUGCCAUUAUGAGUCAUGAACAACAGACCUCAAAUCUCCUCAGCAGCACACAAACUGAACUGAGAAAUAAUAACAGGGCAAAAACGAUAAAAUUGCUCUCCUCAGUCGGGUAAAACUUCACAAUGAGCGUCCAGGGAUGACCUCAGGGGCACGGAUGCCCCAUCAAGGAGCUCCCAUGGGGCCUCCUGGACCUCCAUAUGGAGGAACACCGCCCAUUCGACCAGGGAUGCCUAACCCAGCCCUCGACCCCAACCGAAAACGUCCUGCCCCGACCCAGCCCGUGCAACCUCCCCCUGUCCAGAACCGUCCCAGAAAGAAACCACUUGGAUUUCCAGCAACAAAUGAGAUAUCCGUGAGACAGAUGGACAUGAGAGAAGCCCAGUCAGAUCCUGCAAUUGGAUCCAAUGCCAAGAGAAGAAAAAUGGCCGACAAGAUUCUCCCUCAGAGGAUCCGUGAACUGGUGCCAGAGUCCCAGGCGUACAUGGACCUCCUGGCCUUUGAGCGCAAACUUGACCAAACCAUUAUGAGGAAGAGGGUGGAUAUACAGGAAGCCCUCAAAAGACCAAUGAAGCAAAAACGCAAGCUGCGAUUAUACAUUUCAAACACUUACAACCCUGCCAAACCUGAUGCAGAAGACUCGGAGGGCAGCAUUGCAUCCUGGGAGUUGCGUGUAGAGGGCAAGUUGUUGGAUGAUCCAGGAAAACAAAAGAGGAAGUUUUCAUCUUUCUUUAAGAGCCUUGUUAUUGAGCUGGACAAGGAUCUAUACGGCCCUGACAACCACUUAGUGGAGUGGCACCGCACGGCUACAACCCAGGAGACCGAUGGCUUCCAGGUGAAGAGGCCCGGUGAUGUGAAUGUGCGCUGUACUCUCUUGCUCAUGCUGGAUUACCAGCCCCCUCAGUUUAAGUUGGAUCCUCGCCUCGCACGUCUCCUUGGCAUUCACACUCAAACCCGCUCCUGCAUCAUCCAGGCAUUAUGGCAGUACGUCAAGACCAACAAGCUGCAGGAUCCUCAUGAAAAGGAGUACAUCAACUGUGAUAAAUAUUUUCAGCAGAUCUUUGACUGUCCUCGUCUAAAGUUCUGUGAGAUCCCUCAGCGACUAACCAACCUGCUGCUGCCGCCUGAUCCUAUUGUCAUCAAUCAUAUUAUUAGUGUGGAUCCAAAUGACCAGAAGAAGACAGCCUGCUAUGACAUUGAUGUUGAAGUUGAUGAUCCUCUUAAGAGUCAGAUGAAUGGAUUCUUGCUGUCCACAGCCAAUCAACAAGAGAUUGCAUCCCUAGACAACAAGAUUCAUGAAACUAUCGAGUCCAUCAACCAACUUAAGAUCCAAAGGGAUUUCAUGCUCAGCUUCUCCAGAGACCCCAAAGGCUACAUCCAGGACUGGAUCUGCUCGCAGAACCGGGAUCUUAAGCUGAUGACAGAUACAGCUGGUAAUCCAGAGGAAGAGAGGAGAGCAGAGUUUUAUAACCAGCCCUGGUCACAGGAAGCUGUCAGUCGCUACUUCUAUUGCAAGAUUCAACAACGAAGACAGGAGCUCGAACAAGCUUUAGCACUGCGAACCACUUAACUCAACUAAUUUGUUUCUCAUGUGGCUUGGCCACUUUUAUUCUGGCGGUCUCCACACUGGCAGUUUAUUUUUAAUGGACAUGAAAAUAUUAGACCCCCUUCUCGGUAUUGAGGUUUGGACUGAUUUUAAUCAAUAAAAAGUGUAAUUGUACUCUUAUUUGAUGUAUGUUUAUUGUACAGUUGAAUGUAUAUAAUCUCACAGUACAAUGAAUUUAAGAAUGUAGCUUGGGAAUGACACUUUAACACUGACUACACACAAAUACAGCGAAUUAUAAUUGUUUAUCAGUUUUGUGAUGCACAUAAAGUGCAGAUACGCUACUGUGUCUCUUGGAAAAUUUAAAAUACCAUGAAUGAAAAUUUGAUGCCUGGGAAAUUUAUUUAACCAUUAAUGAUAUGUUAAAUGUUAAUAUGUAAGUAUAGAUAUUGAAUCUGUUAUGGGGUUUUUUCUACCCGUUUGAAUAUGACGUCACAUUCUUCUUGCAGCUUUAUUCAUGUUUUUUUCUGUCUUUAAAUUUGCACUGUGCAAAAAGAGAUCAUGAAGAAAUAUGCUGGGUUCAAACAAGCCAGCUAACUUUAUUUGCAAUAAGUGACAUUUAUUGUCAUAAAUUUGAAACGUUCUAUAAAUGGAAAUUAACACUGAAGAUUUAUGCUACGAUAAUCUAAAUCAUUCUGAUUUGUGAACACUUGUCUUAACAAUACAGAUAUUUGUGAAUUGUCAAAGAAUCUAAACAUGAUUUCUCAUAUAAGCAAUCUUUAUAACUUAUGGUUGAAAAUGUCUUAAUUUUCAGAGGCUUUAACUGCCAGUAAAACAAAAAUGUGUUAUAAAUAUGUUGUGUUGAAAAAAACAAUAAUGCAUGUUGCAUGUGAAUAUUUUAGUUUUUUAGGGGGUUCUUUUUAGCAUGAUGAUUCAGAAAUAUUUUUUUUUUCUAUUAUUAUUUGUAUCUUUGUUGCCUUACUAAAUCACUGAGAUGCACAGGAAGCAUUAACCAAAGGUUAAGUACAGUUUUAUCAUCUUUGUGGAUGCUAAUCAAUGACUUGAUUUUACUGAAUACUCCAUCACAUAAUGAUGGCAUUUGUGUUUCUGUGCCCUGAGGUAUGCUUGAUGCACAAGUGUAACAUGAGAACUAAAUCUGGUAUACAUGAAUGUCAAAAGGUGUUCAUAUUCAGAGGCAUUGAUUGACCCUUUACCUUUCUACAGUGCAUUCUUAUUGUGUUAUGUAUUUUAUUUAAAUACAGGUGCAGUGUGUCUGUAAAGGACAUUUUGAACAAGAUUAAUAAAAUUAACAAAAUCAUGAUCAUUA